Messenger RNA from Phoenix dactylifera (date palm), 3869 nucleotides. Its product is annotated as myosin-binding protein 3-like. The record is from RefSeq and is a predicted model, not a curated record. Gene Ontology annotation, molecular function: myosin binding. NCBI's taxonomy places the organism in Eukaryota, Viridiplantae, Streptophyta, Magnoliopsida, Arecales, Arecaceae.
CCCCCCCUUCCUUUUUCUGGUCCCUUCCUUCGUUUCCCCCACCUAAAACUUAUUCCUUCACCAAGUUGAAUACCUUUCUAGCCUUCCUCGGCAUACUCCUCCUUUCCUCCUCCUAUAUUCCCAUCUCCAAUCCUCCAUUAAAAACCCUCCCUCCGCCUCUAUCUUCCAUAAUAAUUACCCUGUAAAUAAUACCAGAACCAUCCCAUUCCAAAUCUAAUUCAUUUCAAUCCAAUCUGAUCAAAACCAAGAUCGAGGAAAAAAAGAAGAAAGGAUCGAUGGCUGCUAACAAGUUUGCAACCAUGCUUCACAAGAACACCAACAGGAUGGCAGUGAUUCUCGUGUAUACCCUCCUGGAGUGGAUCUUAAUAGCCCUCCUCCUCCUCAACGGUUUGUUUUCUUAUCUGAUCGGCAAGUUUGCCGACUUCUUCGGCCUGAAGGCCCCUUGCCUCUUUUGCUCGCGGGUCGACCACCUCUUCGAGCCCGGCCGGGGCCGGAGCGCCUACGACGGCCUCCUCUGCGAAGCCCACGCCGCCGAGGUCUCCCGGCUGGGCUACUGCUCCAACCACCGGCGGCUCGCCGAGGCCAGCGACAUGUGUGAGGACUGCUUGUCGGCGCGGCCGGCGGAGGCGGAUCAGGCGGUGGCGCUGCUGACGUGGAUGAAGAGGAGCGACGAAGGGGAGAAGGAUCUGAGGUGCUCUUGCUGCGGUGUCAUCUUGGAGAGCGGGUUCUACUCGCCGUAUUUGCUCCUAAAGCCUUCUUCUUGGGGGGUCCUGGAUUAUCCUCAGAAGGGGAAUUUGGUGGAGGAGAUAGCAGAGGAUCGCGAAAGGACCGAUAAAGAUACGAUCUUUGAUCAAGAAAGAGAUAAAGUUACGUUCUUUGAUCAAGAAAGUGUGGAGGAGGAGAAGAUGGCGUUGUGGGAUGGUGGCGAUACAACUGAUGAGAGGGAGAAGAAGGAGGAUGAUAUGGGUGCUCUCAUUUCAGAACCAGAGGCAGAGCAAGAGCAAGAAGGCGAGGCUCUAAUUCAGUUCUCCGAGACAUGCCUUUUGGAUGAAGAUGCUUCUUUGGAGGUCCUGACUCGGCGCGUGGAAAAGGUAACAGAUGAGGAGCGGCUGUUUCCGUUGGAAUUGAUCGACUCCAUUACUACGAAGAGCUCUAUUUUGUAUAAGAUUGAUGGAGAAGAUGACAGAGAGCUUGGGAAUGAUGCAGUAGAGGAAAAUGCCAGGGCUUUUGAAAGCAGAAGCAUUGCAGAAGGAAAACUGGCAUUGGCUUCAGCUAUGGAAAAGGCCGAUACCGUUGAGAUGUGUUCUUUACCUCCUGCCGGGGAGCCCGGAGGGGAUUUUUUGCCGGAUCAUCAGCAGUGUGCUGUUCCUCAAGAAAUUACAGCUCCAGUGAGUCCGCAAGACAGUGUUGAUGCUGAAGUGGAGGCAUCGGUAGCUCUCGAAGAUUCUUCUGGACCACAGGCUUCUGAAGAAGAUACUGAGCUGGUCGGCAUGGAGGCUAAUUGUGAGAUAUGGAGAGGAAGUGAAUUAUGUGACCAGGAGCAUGUUGAUCAGGCCCAUUUUCAUGAACUAAUUCCUCUGUCAGUGAGCUUGGAAGAUCAACACUCAGAAAGCUACAAUGAAGCCACUGGUAAAGACCAAGCAACUGAAACUGGACCAGUGGUUACCAUUGCACAGAGUGUAGAACGCCUGUCUAUGUCUGCAGAGCUUAAUGAGGUUGAAGAGGAGAGAGCACUGGAGACGCCAACUUAUAUCGAUGGUAUUCAUGGUUUACAUAAGAGGUUUGUGUUUGAAAGGAGAGAAUUUGGGACCGAGUCUGUAGAUGGAAGUGUUGCCAGUGAGAUUGAAGGAAGCGAACCAUUGACUAUAGAUCGUCUUAAAUCUGCUCUGAAAGCAGAACGCAAGGCCCUGAGUGCAUUAUAUGCUGAAUUAGAGGAAGAGAGGAGUGCUUCCGCCAUAGCUGCAAACCAAACUAUGGCGAUGAUAACUAGGCUUCAAGGAGAGAGAGCUGCAAUGCAGAUGGAAGCGUUGCAGUACCAAAGGAUGAUGGAAGAACAAUCAGAGUAUGAUCAGGAAGCUUUGCAACUUCUGAAUGAGCUGAUGAUGAAAAGGGAGAAGGAGAAACAAGAUUUAGAGAAGGAACUGGAGGUUUAUCGGAAGAAGGUUCUUCUUUAUGAAGCCAAGGAGAGAAGAAGGCUUGUGAGGAGUAAUUACACCAGUGUCAGGAGUGGAACAUCUUCUGCUUCUUCGAGUGCUGAAGAUAGUGAUGACCUCUCAUUCGAUUUCCAUGAAGGAGAUGAGUGCACCUACCGCCUUAAUGAAAGCAAUCAAAACACUCCCACUGAUGCUAUUUUCAGUUCUGGGACAGAUCAAGACACUGCAAAGCAUCUAAUUACGCUUGAUGAAACCUUGGUUUAUUUUGAGGAAGAGAGGCUCUCCAUACUAGAUCAGCUCAAGGCACUGGAGGAGAAACUUUUCUCCUUGGAUGAUGAAGUCUCUGAUAAUGUAAAAGCUAUGGAGCAUUUCUCAGAAGAAAAUGGGCAUGCGCCAAAUGGGAAUUAUGAAUCCUUAGGUGAUGAGGCACAUGAUGUCCUGAAUGGUUUCUCUGAUGAUUUGGAUACAAAGGAUAAGCAUCACUGUGAACAGAGGAGCACGGGUUGUCGAAGAAAGAGGCUUCUUCCUCUCUUUGAUGCAGCUAAUGUGGAAAAUGAAGGUGAGCUGUGCACCAGGCAGGAAGUGACUGAUGCUUCAACUGAUUCUAUGUCCAAGCUUCCAAAAGAGCAGAUGAAGCUUGCAAUUGCAGAGGAGGUUGACAAUGUCUAUGAGAGGCUACAAGCUCUCGAGGCAGAUAGAGAAUUUCUCAAGCAUUGUAUCAGCUCAUUGAAGAAAGGAGAUAAGGGAAUGGAUCUUCUUCAAGAGAUUUUACAACAUCUUCGUGAUCUGAGGAGUGUGGAGCUUCGAGUCAAGAAUGCGGAUGAUGCUCUUGCUCUGCUAUGAGCCUAGAUCAUCACAAAACCAAAGGUAUAACAAGAUGGAACUUCGAUGAGUAUUUGACAUCUAUUCCAAUCCUUAAUGCUUCAAAAACAGGAAGAAAGAAAUCCAUGUAUUCAUAAAAUGUCUAUGUAUGGAACCAAGAACCUCAAUGUCACUUUAAUGUGGGGCUAAAUACUACCAAGGAACACAAUAAUCUGGAGUUAUGUGGGGCUUUCAAAUCUUUUAGCCCAAUAAUGUUCUGACUCAGUAUGAUUUGUUUGGUAGAUGCAUGCUGCUUGAGUGGAGUCGAUUGGUGGUGUUUAAGUUGGCGGCAAACAAUCCGCAGCAAUGAAGCCAAGCUAAGGUCGCACAGAAGAAGAGCCUUGGUACAGGAGAAAGGCUGAACAUGGUGUCAUGCGAAUGCUUGGUCAUGCCAGUGGGGAAGGGUCUCCUGGUUCUCUCUGUUUCUAUUGUUUGCUUUUAGGGAUGUCUUGUGGAAAGCAGACCAGGGAUAUAGUCUGCCUUCCGAAGCCCUUGGUUUUUGUGGGCUUCUCCUGUCCUUGAUUUUCCCUUUUUGUGGGCAUGGUGGAUGAGGCAGGGAAGGGUGGUAGUCAGACAGUCAUGAUGUGUGUGGUAGAAAUCAUGGCUUCCAAAGCUGAACAAAGUUGCAUUGCCAGCUCCAAGUUAAGGUGUACAGCAGUCUUAAAAGAAAAAAGUAGGGUGAGUGGAGUUCCUUUUGUUCUUUUAUUUUUACUUCUUUUCCUGUAGCUGUAUGAUGCUCUUUGAAUAUGGGUUUUGAGUCCAUAUAUUGGAUAUACUUCGUGUGUAUUGUUUCCUGUCCUUUGAUGACAAGCUCCAUGAAGAUGUUUGUAUAUUUACUUGAGUCCCAUUUGUUUA